CCAGGGAGGGUGGUUUGCUUUGGAGGAAGUUGGCAGUUCAGUCUUCAAAUACAAGUGACGCAGAAGCCCACGACGCCACCCCCCCAUCCUCCUCCUUCUUUCUGGGGAGCAGAGCACCGAGGAGCAGACACCCUGCCCACCGGCUCCCCUCAGGCCGGAGAAGCGCUCUGCCCAUGGGGCUCCGCUGGUCGCCGCUGAUGCUGCUCUGCCUGCUGGGGAUGCUGGGGUCCCUCAGGAGGUCAAUGGGCAUCGACUCCCCAAAUCAGAUCCACCUUGAGAUCAAUAUCAAUAACGCCACACGUCAUUUUUUCCUGAAAUGCCCAAAUAAGCAGAAUAUGGACGACCUCUACAAGUAUGGCUCUGACCUAGCAGAGGCACACAAGCAGAUGCUUUGCUCCUUUCAUGGACUUCCCAGAAAUACCUCCCACACAGACUUGAGUCUGGUCUGCAAAGAACCAGCUCCCAAAGCACCUCCGACCACCCAGCAGCCAGCCGUGACCUCGCCUGAGCCCACUGGCCCCUCAAGGCUCCUGCUGGUGGAGGGGAAGGAGAGGCUCCGCUGUGCCGGCGUGGUUGAGUUCUAUCAGGGGAGCACCGGGGGAAGCAUCUGCUACGACGCCAAAGCCUGGUCCCCGGCUCUGGGCAACCUGAUCUGCCAGAACCUGAACUGUGGCACCUUCCUGGACCAUCUGGACCCAUCAGCCCAGAGGCCAGACUUAAGGAAUCGGGAGGGACUGAAAGCCCUGCAGGUCCUCUGGGGGGUCAAGGAUCCUAACGGCACCUCCUUAGAGCAGAUCUUCAGGAAGGAGAAGAGCUGUAGGGGAAACCAAACCAUUUCCAUCAUCUGCUCUGACUUCCAGCCCAAGGUGAGAAGCCGCCUGAAGGGCGGGAGCCAUGCCUGCGCGGGCACCGUGGAGGUGAACUUCGAGGGCCAGUGGAGAGCUUUGUGCAGCACGCAGAAGAACUGGGAGGAGGUGUGCCACGAGCAGCACUGCGGGCGCCUCCUCACCCAGGAGGACGUCCCGCAGAAGUCCCUCAGCACGGGGCGCUCCAGCAUGCUCCACUGCAACCGCUACAACCUCUCCGAGUGCUACACCUUCGAGCCGGGAGACCCCCUGUGCAAAGGCAAAAGACUCGAAUGCCAUGACCCAAAUGCAGCUGGGCUGGGGGCAGGGACUGUGAUGAGCAUCAUCUUGGCCCUGAUCCUCCUGGCUGUCCUCCUAGUGGCCUGUGGGCCUGUGGCCUACAAGAAGCUGGAGAAGAAGUUCCAUCAGAAGAAGCAACGCCAAUGGAUCGGUCCAACAGGAGUGAACCAGAAUGUGUCCUUCCAUCGCAACCACACUGUGAACCUCCGGACCCAAGCCGAGAACCCGGGUGCUUCAAAUGUGGAGAAUGAAUACAGCCAGCCUCCCAGGCAUUCCCGUCUCUCGGCGUAUCCAGCUCUGGAAGGGGCCCUGAACAGGGCUUCCAACCCACCAGAUAACUCCUCUGACAGUGACUAUGACCUGCACGGGGCCCAGAGGCUGUGACAGCCAGAGUGUCUCCAGGCACGAGACGUUAUUCCUGAGAAUCUUCUGCACUCAUCACCUUGGCACCAUUUCCCGACUCUCCGUCCUGCUGUGAAGGGGCAGAACGAAGCGAGAUUGCCACUUCCGUGUCUCCCUGCCAUUCCCCGCCUGGCCUCUUCUUCACCCCAGACCCAAGCCAGGGAAAGCCUCCUCCCCUCCUCCCAGGCUUUGCCCUGUGCGAAAGGCAGGGCCCUCCCUGGCCCACUCACGCCAGCUUCCCCUCGGGGAAGGGUCGGGCCCUGCGAUGAAGCCCCUCCAGACGCGCGGGCCCGGCUUCCCCAGCAUCCUCCUGGGCCGCCUGGGCCGCCUGGGCAGGGCUGUGGGGAAGGGGCGGCCUUCCCUGCUCCCCUCCCCCACUCUCCAGCCCCCUGCUGAGGAACAGGGAGGGAUUCUCGGGGGGUCACUGGGAAAGAAGGUCUUUCAUGUUCUGUGUAAAUAAUGCUUUUUAUUACAACCUGAGAAGACCA
Monodelphis domestica (gray short-tailed opossum) is the source of this 2035-nucleotide messenger RNA. It is a transcript of the gene CD5, whose product is annotated as CD5 molecule. Gene Ontology annotation, biological process: T cell costimulation. The record is from RefSeq and is a predicted model, not a curated record. Gene Ontology annotation, cellular component: plasma membrane. NCBI's taxonomy places the organism in Eukaryota, Metazoa, Chordata, Mammalia, Didelphimorphia, Didelphidae.